UAACUAUUCCCUGCCGCGCUGUUUACGCCCACGUCUGACGCCUCCGCCCGUUUCCAUUCCAUUCUCCCACCCAUCGCAUCCCUCUCUCUGUCUCUCGUCAUCGUCGCCACCUCCACCUCCAUCGGCCUCCGAUCCCUCCACGAGCCUCCUGUCGAAUUCGAGGAUCUGCGGCGGCGAGCAGUGGUCGGCCGGCGAUGGCGCACCGGGUGGACAACGAGUACGACUACCUCUUCAAGAUCGUGCUCAUCGGCGACUCCGGCGUCGGCAAGUCCAACAUCCUCUCCCGAUUCACCCGUAACGAGUUCUGCCUCGAGUCCAAGUCCACCAUCGGCGUCGAGUUCGCCACCCGCACCCUCCAGAUUGAAGGGAAAACCAUCAAAGCUCAGAUAUGGGAUACUGCUGGGCAAGAGAGGUACCGUGCAAUCACAAGUGCUUACUACAGAGGAGCUGUGGGUGCACUUUUAGUCUAUGACAUCACGAAGAAGCAGACAUUUGAAAACAUACAGAGGUGGCUCCGUGAACUCCGUGACCAUGCAGACUCCAACAUUGUGAUUAUGAUGGUUGGUAACAAGUCUGACCUUAACCACCUGAGGUCGGUUGCAGAGGAAGAUGGCCAGGCAUUAGCAGAGAAGGAAGGCCUAUCCUUCCUCGAGACAUCCGCGCUUGAAGCUCUUAAUGUUGAGAAGGCGUUUCAGACCGUCCUCUCUGAUAUUCAUCAAAUUAUAAGCAAGAAGGCACUUGCAGCCCAAGAGGCAGCAGGCAGUGGACCUCCAAGUCAAGGAACCACCAUCAACAUUGCAGAUUCAUCCGCCAACACGAAGAGAGGGUGCUGCUCUUCCUAGGUGCAAACAAAGACAUGCUGCUGCCGCUGCAAAAAGAAAAAUAUCAUGGAUCGUACAACACUUCAGGUGUUAUGUAGGUGACUCCUUUUGGCCUGUAACUCUGGUGGGUUGUAAUCACAAUUCAUACUUCUGCAAAGAAAUUCUCCUCUCAGGUAGAUAUGAUGUGUAGUUUUGAAAUUUUGGUAGAGACCAAUGUUUGGCAGACUUGCGUGGAGUCCAGCUUCAUGUUUUCUUUCAAUGUUCUAUCUUAGUAGUCUUCUGCUGAAAAAACAAAUAUCAGACAUUUCUUGUAUUUCUACUUGAGUUCGUUGUAUUAUCAGAUAUACUUUGAUUUCUGUGCUAAAACAUCAGUGUGUGUUUGCCAUUCUGUU
Messenger RNA from Sorghum bicolor (sorghum), 1213 nucleotides. Its product is annotated as ras-related protein Rab11C. The transcript has 3 exons. Gene Ontology annotation, molecular function: GTPase activity; GTP binding. The record is from RefSeq and is a predicted model, not a curated record. The coding region runs from base 195 to 842 and encodes 215 amino acids. Gene Ontology annotation, cellular component: endosome. Lineage: Eukaryota; Viridiplantae; Streptophyta; Magnoliopsida; Poales; Poaceae.